CCGCUGCCACUUACGCGUCGCUCUUCCUCGUUUGCCCCUCGUGUUCAUGGGAGCUCGUUUUCUUUCCCUCUAGGCAGAGAAGACGCGAUGGCGGCGAUGGCAUCUCUCGGCGCCCUGGCGCUGCUCCUGCUGUCCAGCCUCUCCCGCUGCUCAGGGAUCUGCCUCCUGUGGUCCAGACCCAGAGCCUUCUCUGACGUCCUCUGCUGAAGCCAUCGUUCUGCCAGGGCACCACAUUUGGACAGCGGGUGGCUGAGAACGUUCCCACUUUGGGGAGCCUUUGUUUCACACCCUCUGAUGAAACGCUGGGGCCAGUCUUCACCUUCUGUCAACUGGCCGGGGGCAGAGACCCUUUCUCUCAUCUUGAAAGCCGCAGUGCAUUGCCUGCCUGCAGCCCCCACCCCCGAUGUCUCUGCUGAGGAUGCCUUCAGUAACUCGUCCAGGCCGUUUGUGGCUCUGAAUUGAGGCUGGCCUGGCCCCCGGGCCUCCGUGUCAUAGGUCCAAGUGUUGGCAUGUAUUGUCCAGUGAAUCCAGCCCCCACCUGCCCCCAGUUCGCUCUUCCUGCACACCUCCAGAAAGCCGGCCUUGCCCCUCCCCAGCCUUCCUUCACAGCCAUCCCGCCUACGUUGCCACUGCAUUUGUGACCGAGCACUUGGAUCUGUCUCGCAUAUCCCACCUGGAAGGGGCAGGAGGAUCGCCCGAGGCCUGCCUGGAGCCCCAGAUCACCCCUUCCUACUACACCACUUCUGACGCUGUCAUUUCCACUGAGACCGUCUUCAUUGUGGAGAUCUCCCUGACAUGCAAGAACAGGGUCCAGAGGGAGAAUCAAGAUUCCAACUCUUGGGGUGCCGGAGAGAUCGGGGCACGGUGAUGCCAGAUCCUAGCCAGUGUUGACAGGUCACCUUCCUCACCUGCUUUGUGUGCUGUGCCUACACGAGCUGGAGUGCAUUGGCACGAUCUUGGCUCACUGCAGCCUCCACCUCCCGGGUUCAAGCGAUUCUCCUCUCAGUCUUCUAAGUAGCUGGGAUGACAAGUGCUCGCCACCAUGCCCAGCUAAACUCAGAAAAUCACUCGGCCCUUUUGAUCAUCCCGCCCCUGCUCACAGUCAACAGGGUUCCUAUGCGUCCAGUUAGGCCCGGCCAUGGGGAUCUGGCCUUGUGCCCCCGUAGGGAAGACCAAUGCAGAGGGCCAGUCACGGGAUUGAACAUGGCUCUCUAUGCUGACGUCGGUGGAAAACAAUUCCCUGUCACUCGAGGCCAGGAUGUGGGGCGUUAUCAGGUGUCCUGGAGCCUGGACCACAAGAGCGCCCAUGCAGGCACCUAUGAGGUUAGAUUCUUCGACGAGGAGUCCUACAGCCUCCUCAGGAAGGCUCAGAGGAAUAACGAGGACAUUUCCAUCAUCCCGCCUCUGUUUACAGUCAGCGUGGACCAUCGGGGCACUUGGAACGGGCCCUGGGUGUCCACUGAGGUGCUGGCUGCGGCGAUCGGCCUUGUGAUCUACUACUUGGCCUUCAGUGCGAAGAGCCACAUCCAGGCCUGACGGCGGCACCCCAGCCCUGCCCUUGCUUCCUUCAAUAAACAUCACAGGACCUGGGACUGCACAGGA
This is a messenger RNA of Pan troglodytes (chimpanzee), 1602 nucleotides long. It is a transcript of the gene SSR4, whose product is annotated as signal sequence receptor subunit 4. Lineage: Eukaryota; Metazoa; Chordata; Mammalia; Primates; Hominidae. The record is from RefSeq and is a predicted model, not a curated record. The transcript is spliced from 11 exons. The coding region runs from base 1024 to 1536 and encodes 170 amino acids. Gene Ontology annotation, cellular component: endomembrane system; membrane; endoplasmic reticulum.